UCCAUCUCACUUGCGCCACACAGCGGUUGAACUGCAAUAGUGCAAGACGUAGACGGCGCUCUGCAUAGGAGCUGUCCAGCGUCUCGGUGCUGAAACUUGCCCAGUCGGCUCUCGGCUAACAGCAAGAGGCGGUGAUACAAUUUUAAAAUAAGGCUUAACAACCCAGCAACGGAUGCUUGGUUGAUUCAGAUGCGUGGUACAUGGACAAAGGGCUGCAGAUAAACAGAGGAAGGGACGUGGUGAGAACGACGGGGGAAAGAGAGACUGAGUAAGACGUGGAGAAGUGCUCACUCUCUCAGCAACAUGCCCUGGUCUCUGGACUUGGUGCCGCUUCCCCCAUGUGCGUUGCUGGGUGGUCCCCCCCUCAGCGGGCUCCUCUGGACCGUCCUCCUCCUCUUCCUCUGGUACUGCUACCGCGUGGGUUCUGACCCACCAUCCCAUUCUGGCAUGCUGAAAAGUGGCUCUGGCCGAUCCUCAUUCUCUCGGUCAUCCAGCCGUUCCCCGGUUGACCCUAGACACUCUGUGUCAAAAGCAUCCGCGGCUAUCACCAUGGAGACUGUGGAGGAAGAGGAGGGCACAGAGAGCUAUCUGACACCGGUGUUGAGCCAUGCACCGUUCCCCACCGAGGCUGCGGCGGAAAGCAGGAAGUUGUAUAGAGCACUACAGGAGUAUGCUAAGCGCUACAGUUGGGCUGGCAUGGGGCGAAUUCACAAGGGCCUGCGCAAUCAGGCCAGGAUCAAUGAUCGGCCAUCCAUCCAGAAGCCUCAUCUCUUCUACCUCCCGGAUGUUCCCAGCAUACCUUUCUUUCCCAGGGAUGCUCAUCGUCAUGACAUUGAGGUUCUGGAGGCCAGUUAUCCCAUAAUCCUUGCUGAGUUCCAAGCAGUGUACCAGAGGGGGAUUGAUACAAAGCUAGGGUGGAGCUACCAAGGACCAAAGGGCCAGACAGUGUUCCCACUCUAUAACGCUGGAGUGUGUGUGGCCAGCAACUGCCGUGCGUGUCCGUAUACAUACCGAACCCUCCUCUCUCUCAGAACCUUCAUCAGCAGUAACUCUCUAGGAUCUGCUGGCUUCUGGCUCCUGGGUCCUGGGGCCACAUUGGGAGGGGCCUAUGGCCCUACAAACACACGUCUGCGCUGCCAUCUGGGUCUUCAGACGCCUGCUCAGUGUGAGCUGGUGGUGGGUGGGGAGCCACAGUGUUGGUCAGAGGGACACUGCCUCCUUGUGGAUGACUCCUUCCUGCAUACCAUCUCACACAAUGGGGGAGCUGAAGAUGGUCCCAGAGUUAUCUUUAGUGUGGACCUGUGGCAUCCAAAUGUGGCUGCAGCAGAGAGACAGGCUCUAGACUACAUCUUUGCCCCUGAGCAGUAAUUCCCAAGGAUGCACUAGUCAAACCCACUUUAUGUCAUAUCAAAAUGCAGAAAAUGUUGUUUUAAAGUAUGCAAAACAUGUUUUGUUUUAGUUUAUACUGAGGAUAUUUAUCAUUUAACAACUACAUACUUUUAUGUCUGACUCUGUACAACUGAAACCUUUUGAAAUGUUUCAAAAUAAUGACUUCAGUCAGAACUGCAGUUCCGCAAAUUUAUCAUACAGAUCAGAUAUGUCAACUAUGUUGAGCCCUGAGCACACAGAUACUGUGAUGACACGCGAACAAUUUUCGAACUUCAUAUCUAUAUUUGACUUGUGCCUGUCUUGAUAAUCCCGCGCUCCUGUUCUAUCGUUUUUGUGCCUGAUUUCUCCUCCUUACCUCUCUGAUGUAUACUGUGAUACAUGGUUCUCCGUAAAUACUGUACACGUGACUCACGGUUAUGCUAUAUAUUUUGUUGUAUUUCAUCAGAUGGCGAUUUAUUUUCAGAUCUGUGAAGCACACACUGAAGACAACAUACUGUAUAUGACCAGAUUACUUGCAUGCGUUGUGAAUUUUGAUUGUGUUGCCAGCAAUGCACUUGAUGACUGUCCUGCAAAUCAAGUAUGUAUUCAAGCUGAGUUCAAUUCAACAAUAAAAGGUUUUGUUAAAUUUAA
Molecule: messenger RNA, 2019 nt
Organism: Labeo rohita (rohu)
Lineage: Eukaryota; Metazoa; Chordata; Actinopteri; Cypriniformes; Cyprinidae
Gene: asphd1
Product: aspartate beta-hydroxylase domain containing 1
Exons: 7
Coding region: 304-1368 (354 amino acids)
Source: RefSeq, a predicted model, not a curated record